AUGUCUUUGAUUUCUGCAGCUGCUGAUCUCAACGAUACCAGCUCGACCACGUCGACAAGUUCGGUUAGGGAAUCCAAAGUUUACCGCAAGGAUGGUAAACCACUUUCAAAAGAGGCUAUCUACAGGGCCAAGCAGAAAUAUGGAGUCUACCAAUCACCAGCCAGAAACACGGGGUCCGGCGUAACUGACGCAAAAUUGGCCUCUGAUGUUGCUGCCAAUCUUGCCAACAACAACAAGACCACGAUUGAGGCGUAUAAACGUCUCGUGGUAGAUUCCAAUGCUUCCAGGGCUGCCACUUUCGUGGCGGGCCGUUCAAGAACAUCUAGUGUGUCAUCGACGGCCACAGCUGUCUCUGACAAGAGAUCUACCAGUGCCGCCACCAAGGCACUUUCGGCAAAACCCGUAGAAGCUCCAGUGGUUGUCACCAAGCCGGCAAUGGAUAUGUCCAAGGUCCUUUCUGGAGCUGAAGCCGCUGCUGGCAAACGCAUCAAUGUGCGCUCGAAUCCAGAGAAAGUUGUGUAUGUCACGUCGAAAGACGCAACAAAGGCCGCAGAACGCAGUUUCUCCUUUACUCCCGAGAUCAUGGACAAGAUCUCAACCAAGAGCCAGCUUGAAGCGGAAGCCGAGGUCGAAGCAGACCCCCACAAAUACGCUUCGCGUGCUGCAUAUGCCGUUCGCGACUUUGACCCCAAUGAGGCUACUGAAAAGGAGCUUUUGGAGCGUGAGAAGAAGAAGCAGGAGUAUUUCGGGAUGCUCACUUCUCCCCAAGUCCUUGCCCUCGCCAAAAGCAACGCUGAGCAAAGUCUGCUGUCUAUUGAAAAGUCUGCGCCCGGUAGCUUGUUCAGAAACGAUGAUUUCAACAGGUUGGCUGUUGCUUUGGCUCAAAAAAACUCCACGCAAAGAUCGGAACACACUGGAAAGAUCAAUUUGGGUGGAGGCUUAUGGUUGAGCCCAUCUGAUGUCGAUAACAUCGCUCAAGGCCUUAUUACUCCGGUUUUGGAUGAAGUUGACAGCAGAGCUUUGCAACAGAGAGCUAUCGAUGAAGAUAUCAAACAAAGAAAGAUCGACUACAAGGAUCAGAACGCUGCUUGGAUUGAACUACAGCGCAACAAGCUUGCUAAUGACAAAAUGUAUUCUCGUGAAACUCGUUUGAGACACAAACGUGAAACUGAUGGACUACAUACUAGGGCUGAGAGGAAGUACGAGCUCUUGAUUUCUUCGAAAGACGCCGAAGUCGCAGAUACUGAAAAGGCUUUGGAAGAUAUGAAAAACAAGUUUGCUGCUUUCCAGAAAAACAUCGAACAAGAACUCAAGGAUGAAGAAAUCCGCUGCGAAACUGAGCUUGCAAACCUUGCUUCCGAGCAGAAGGAAGGUCUCGUGUCUGCUCGCAAAGAACAAGAUGCGGAGAUCCAGCCCUACAUUGAUGAUUUAAAGGCCGCGGAGGAUGAGCACGAACGACUUGUCACCGAGCGUGACAAUCUAACUCAAGCUAUUGCGGACCUUCGGACGUCAAUUGAAAAUCAUAAGGUCAAGAUUGAGGAACUGGACCAACAGUUGGUCCAGUCUGAAGCCGAUCACGGAGAGGAAGAACAGAAGCUUCAGAACUUAUCAACCGAGAAGCAUAACUUUUCAGAGCAAAUUGACUCUCAUUACGUGCUCCUAACUCAAAAAGCGAAAGAGCAAGCUCACCAGUCUUCUGAAGAAUCUCGCUUGAGACAAUUGGAGGUUGACACCAUGAUCAAUGAACGCCAGGGCGAGUUGAAUGCUGCUGAAUUACGUUUGAAGAACGAGAAGUUGGCUCUGCUCGAAGCAAUGAGGAGCGUUACUCAUUUGAAGGGCGACAAGAAGCUAGAUGAGGACAAAGUGAAGGCGCUGUUGGGAGAAACGUCCGAGGAAUUCAUCGCAAGGCAAAAGGAGGCCGAAAAGGUCACUGAAGAGAAGGAGACUGCGACAGAGCCUGUCAAGGGAAGUGUUUCUGAGAAAGACCACGAAGAGUCAAAAUCUUUUGCGAAGAAGAGUGGCGAGGAUGAAGAUCUUAAGGGCUCAGAACAAGACAAGGGUAUGCAGGAAACUGAGACCGCACCUAAGAAGGUAGUAAAAUCACCAAAUGCCAGGCCAAGCAUGGUGGACGCAGUCCUGCCUCCUGAUUUCAAGCCAGAGGUUAAACCCAAGAAGCAAACACCAGCAAGCAGUCCCUCCAAAAAGGCCAUCUCGGCUGCUCAAUCAGAAUCCCCACAGAAUGGUGUAAAGAGGUCAGGAUCCUUGAAGAAAAAACUCUUUGGAUUUGUUCAAAAGGACGAUCCAAAACCUGCCUCAGAAACAUCCACGACAGUAGCAAAAGUUGGCGCCAAGCCUGCCGCGGCCACUCCCAGCAAGAAAAUUCCCGAGGAGCCUGUUGAAAAGCCAAGUGCAGCGGUCAAUACCGGAAGCAAGGACACCCCUACUCUUGCCAAAAAAGACAAAGAAGCAGCAGUUAAAACCGUUGAGGGAAAAAAAGAUGAAAAGACGACCGCACCGUUAGAUACUUUAGAGUCCAAAACCUCCGUUAAAGACGCUGAUACUAUUGAAAAUUCCGAUGACGAUUUGGAAGCUCCGGAUUCCAGCGAAGCAGCUGAAAAUGGUAAGGCACCUAUUGACAGUGAAAAGAAGGAAAGUCUUUUCAAAGAGGUCUUUUAA
This is a messenger RNA of Lachancea lanzarotensis, 2676 nucleotides long. It is a transcript of the gene LPX2, whose product is annotated as LALA0S09e05512g1_1. Lineage: Eukaryota; Fungi; Ascomycota; Saccharomycetes; Saccharomycetales; Saccharomycetaceae. The record is from RefSeq and is a predicted model, not a curated record. Gene Ontology annotation, biological process: eisosome assembly. The transcript has a single exon. Bases 1 to 2676 code for a protein of 891 amino acids.